Messenger RNA from Oncorhynchus keta (chum salmon), 1161 nucleotides. It is a transcript of the gene glod5, whose product is annotated as glyoxalase domain containing 5. The coding region runs from base 208 to 744 and encodes 178 amino acids. NCBI's taxonomy places the organism in Eukaryota, Metazoa, Chordata, Actinopteri, Salmoniformes, Salmonidae. The transcript is spliced from 4 exons. The record is from RefSeq and is a predicted model, not a curated record.
CCCAGCGUCGCACGGGUUAGGGGAGGAUUUGGCCGGGGUUGUAAAAUAAGUUUUUGUUCUUAACUGACUUCCCUGGUUAAAUAAAGGCUAAAUAAAGUUAUGUGGUAGACAAAAAACUCUAGCAAUUACGGUAUUAUGGUCAACGCAAUAAGGAGGAAGUGAAGGGUGGAAUGUCAUCCAUUUGUUUUCAACUCUACUAAAGGAACGAUGGCGCUCCGGACUUUAGGUUGUCACUUGGGGCGUUUUCAAGGGAUUUACCGCCAGCCCCAGUCCUGUGGCCUGGCUGUGUUGGGGGUGUGGGGGUUACCCAUGGUGUCGUUGGGGGUGAGAUGUAAGAGCUCCGGCCCUGUACAGGUGAGUCACCUGGACCACCUGGUGUUGACCGUGAAGAGUGUUCCAGACACCUGCACCUUCUACUCCUCUGUCCUGGGCAUGGAGGUCAUCACCUUUAAGGGUAACCGUAAGGCGCUGUGUUUUGGGAAGCAGAAGUUGAACCUGCACCAGGUGGGUCAGGAGUUUGAACCCAAGGCUUUGAGACCCACCUCAGGAUCAGCUGACCUCUGUCUCAUCACCCUCACCCCCCUGGCUGCUGUAGCUACACACCUACAGGCGUGUGGUGUGGAGAUAGAGGAGGGUCCAGUGGAGAGGAGUGGCGCUGUUGGACCCAUCACAUCUCUCUACUUCAGAGACCCAGACCACAACCUGAUAGAGGUCUCUAACUACAACCAACCAACAAAGGACUGAGGCCUUAUGUCAACCUCUAACUACAUGUACAACCAACAUCCUUUAGCUCAACAUCUACCUUCAACAGCCUUUAGCUCAACAUCUACCUUCAACAGCCUUUAGCUAAACAUCUACCUUCAACAGCCUUUAGCUAAACAUCUACCUUCAACAGCCUUAGAACAACCAUUUAACUGCAACAGAAGAACAAAGGGCAUUCUUAUAUUUUGUGUUUUAUUGCUCAGCCAACUUAUUUGCCUUUUGGCAGGAAGAUAACAGUAGUUCGACUGAAGAGUUAGUGCUAAGGUAACCUUUAUGAGGACAACAACGUAGUUCCUACGUGUCACGUUUUGGCCUAGCCAGAUCUGUAUGUUAGCCAAUUCCUUUGUUGUUUGGGGUGAUGACUUGCCUUGUUAAAUAAAAAAAAUGAGAGGCAAAAUA